Morus notabilis is the source of this 2687-nucleotide messenger RNA. RefSeq names its product BTB/POZ domain-containing protein At2g30600. Bases 146 to 2578 code for a protein of 810 amino acids. The transcript has 13 exons. The record is from RefSeq and is a predicted model, not a curated record. Gene Ontology annotation, molecular function: protein binding. Lineage: Eukaryota; Viridiplantae; Streptophyta; Magnoliopsida; Rosales; Moraceae.
ACUUGCUAAAAUAUUAGAGUUCGUGAAGAAGUUGUCAAACGCGACCAAGUGGACCCCUCAUGAAUCUUCAAUCAGAAAACCAACGUGGUGUAUUUUAGGGAGUGAACUGAAAACUUAGGCUUGUUCUAUAGUUAGAGAGGGGAAGAUGAUGGAGAAGAAAGAGAAAGAAUUCUUAACGGUGGCACCAUUUGAGUGUGCUUGGAGAAAGGAUUUGAAGUUCAGAGAAGCAGGGCGUGGUUGUGUGGCUUUUGAGGCUUUUGCCCACAAUGAUGUGACUUUGGUGUUCAGAGAGAAUGUGGGAAGCCAACAUUACCAUUACAAGAGAGACAACACUCCUCAUUAUACAGUUAUAUUGGGUAGUCAUAGGAACAGAAGAUUGAGAAUUGAGGUGGAUGGGAAGACUGUUGUGGAUGUUGAAGGUGUUGGGUUGUGUUGCUCUUCUUCUUUUCAGAGUUAUUGGAUCAGUAUCUAUGAUGGGUUGAUCUGUAUUGGUAAGGGAAGAUACCCUUUUCAGAAUAUUGUUUUUCAAUGGUUGGAUUCAAACCCAAAUUGUAGUGUUCGUUAUGUGGGGCUUAGUAGCUGGGAUAAGCAUGUGGGAUAUAGGAAUGUCAAUGUGUUGCCUGUGAUUCAAAACCAUUUAUCACUUUGGAAACAUGUGGAUUGUGGUGAAUAUAUGAGUGAGGAGUGUGGAGGAGAAGAGCACUUGGAUGAUGGUGAGCAAAUGGGGUAUGAGAAAUGGGGUCUUGAAAACUUUUUCGAGAGUUGGGAAUUGUCUGAUGUCUCGUUUCUUGUUGGUGUGGAGCAGAGGCCUGUUCCUGCACAUAAGUUUAUCUUGGCAUCUUCUGGUAAUUUUCCUUUGAGUUCAUCACUGGCUGUUAUAGAGCUUAACGGGGUGACUUAUCCGGUUCUGCACUCACUUCUUGAAUAUAUCUACACUGGCCGGACCCAGAUUUCAGAAUCCGAACUUGCUUCCCUGAUGUUUCUGAGCUUGCAAUUUGAAGUAAUGGCGUUGGUAAAGCAAUGCAAGGAGACCAUAGAACAGCUUAAACUCAAUGAGAAGGAGUCGUUUGACUCGGUUAAGAGUGUCGAAUUAUCAUUUCCAAUUUCAAGCUCUUCGCCACAUUAUUGUAGAGUCUUCCCCUUUGGGCUGCCUGUUGAUAAGCAGAGGCUCAAACAACUGCAUUCAUCUUGCGAGUUCAGUGAUGUAAACAUAUACGUUGAUGGAGGUGGCCUUGUUUCCCAAGCACAUAAGAUUGUUCUCAGUUUAUGGAGUGUCCCAUUUGCGAAGAUGUUCACAAAUGGAAUGAGUGAAACCAAUUCCUCGGAGGUUCUUCUAAGAGAUGUAUCCCCAGAAGCAUUCAGGUCUAUGUUGGACUUCAUGUAUAGUGGGGAGUUGAAUUUGGAAGUUACUAUGGAAUCCGGUGCCUUGUUACUGCAACUUUUGUUAUUGGCUGAUCAAUUUGGAGUCACUCUCCUUCAUCAAGAAUGCUGCAAAACGCUCUUAGAGUGGCUUUCUGAGGACACAGUAUUUCCAAUCCUCCAAGUGAUUUCAUCGGUUCGAUCAUGUAAACUUAUCGAAGAAACAUGCGAGAGGAACUUUUCCACGCACUUUGACUAUUGCACAACUGCAAGCAUUGACUUUGUCUUGUUAGAUGAGACGUCUUUUAGCAAUAUCAUUCGGCAUCCGGAUUUGACUGUAACAUCUGAAGAAAAAGUUCUUGAUGUGAUCUUAAUGUGGGGCAUGAAAGCAAACGAAGUAUGUGAGUGGGAGGUCGUGGAUGAGCUGAUGAUGCGUUCCACGCCUGAGCUCCUCUUCGGGGAGAGACUGCAGUCGGUUCAUGACAUCUUAUCUUUUGUCAGAUAUCCAAUAAUGCCACUUACCUUGCUUAAGAAGUUGGAGAAGAGCAACCUUAGCAGUCAAAUUCCUGCUUUUGAUUUGCUUGUGAAGGAUGCAAUCAGCUUCAUUGAAGGUGGAUUGACAGGGGCAGAAUUUGAGCAAAACGUGAGAUUCCAACAUAGGAGAUCUAGUUAUAAGGAGUUGCAAUACAUAUGCGACGGUGACAGUAACGGAGUUUUGUACUUUGCGGGCACAUCAUAUGGAGAACAUCAGUGGGUUAAUCCUGUUCUUGCUAAGACAAUCACCAUUACUGCUAGCAGCCCCCCUUCAAGAUUCACCGACCCAAAGGUUUUGGCCUCAAGAACUUACCAGGGAACAUCAUUUGCUGGACCUCGGAUAGAAGAUGGACAUAGCAGCACAUGGUGGAUGGUUGACAUUGGUUCUAAUCAUCAGCUUAUGUGCAACUACUACACCUUAAGGCAGGACGGAUCCAGGGCUUACAUUAGAUCUUGGAGUCUCCAGGGAUCUUUGGAUGGGAAAACGUGGACAAAUCUGAGUGUACAUGAAAACGAUCAAACGGUGUGCAAGCUGGGGCAGUUCGCGUCAUGGCCCAUUGUAGGACCAAAUGCUCUGCGUCCGUUUAGAUUCUUUAGGGCCCUUUUGACAGGUCCCACAACGGAUAUCUCCAAUCCCUGCAACUUAUGCAUAUGCUUCUUGGAGCUUUAUGGCUACUUCCACUAGUUCUUUUAUGUCCCUCCAUAGCUUGAUGUAACACAUUUGCUGGGAUAUGUUACUCUGGACAAAUUGAACUCUAUCCAAUGGAAAGAAAUGGAAUCAUCUUUAAAUUUAA